CGGGCCGUGCGCCGCGCAGCCGGGCAGCCUCGCGCGCAGCCACCGAGGAGCGGGCGGGAGUCAUGCGGCAGCCUUGAGCACGCGGGGCCGGCGCUGAGGAGCGCGCGCGGCGGGCGGGCGGCCGAGUAUGGAGCUGAGCCUGGAGAGCCUGGGGGGCCUGCACGGCGUAGCCCACGCGCAGGCGGGCGAGCUACUGAGCCCGGGCCACGCGCGCUCGGCGGCGGCGCAGCACCGCGGCCUGGUGGCGCCCGGGCGCCCGUGCCUGGUGGCCGGUAUGGCGAGCCUGCUGGACGGCGGCGGCGGCGGGGGCGCCGGGGGCGCGGGCAGCGCGGGCGGCGCGGGCGGCGGCGCGGACUUCCGCGGGGAGCUGGCGGGCCCGCUGCACCCGGCCAUGGGCAUGGCCUGCGAGGCGCCGGGCCUGGGCGACUACACGACGCUCACGCCUCUGCAGCACCUGCCGCCGCUCGCGGCCGUGGCCGACAAGUUCCACCAGCACGCGCGGCCGCGGCCCGUGGCCGGGGCGCACGGCGGCCACCCCCACGCGCACCCACACCCGGCGGCCGCGCCGCCCCCGCCCCCGCCACAGCGUAUGGCGGCCAGCGUGAGCGGCAGCUUCACCCUCAUGCGCGACGAGCGCGCGGCGCUCGCCUCCGUGGGCCACCUCUACGGACCCUACGGCAAGGAGCUGCCCGCCAUGGGGUCGCCGCUGUCACCGCUGCCCAACGCGCUGCCGCCCGCGCUGCACGGCGCCCCGCAGCCCCCGCCGCCGCCGCCCCCGCCGCUGGCCGGCUACGGCGCGCCGGGCCACCUAGCCGGGGACAAGCUGCUGCCACCCGCCGCCUUCGAGCCGCACGCCGCGCUGCUGGGACGCGCGGAGGACGCACUGGCCCGCGGGCUGCCCGGAGGCGGUGGCGGCACUGGCGGAGGCGGAGCGGGCAGCGGGAGCGCCGCGGGGCUGCUGGCGCCGCUGGGCGGGCUGGCUGCAGCCGGGGCGCACGGGCCGCACGGGGGAGGCGGCGGCGGCCCCGGCGGGGGCGGCAGCGGCCCCAGCGCGGGCGCGGCGGCCGAGGAGAUCAACACGAAGGAGGUGGCACAGCGCAUCACGGCGGAGCUGAAGCGCUACAGCAUCCCGCAGGCGAUCUUCGCGCAGCGGAUCCUGUGUCGCUCGCAGGGCACGCUCUCCGACCUGCUGCGCAACCCCAAGCCGUGGAGCAAGCUCAAAUCCGGCCGCGAGACCUUCCGCAGGAUGUGGAAGUGGCUGCAGGAGCCGGAGUUCCAGCGCAUGUCGGCGCUGCGCUUGGCAGCCUGCAAGCGCAAGGAGCAGGAGCAGCAGAAGGAGCGCGCGCUGCAGCCCAAGAAGCAGCGCCUGGUGUUCACCGACCUGCAGCGGCGCACGCUGAUCGCCAUCUUCAAGGAGAAUAAGCGCCCGUCCAAGGAGAUGCAGGUCACCAUCUCGCAGCAGCUCGGCCUGGAGCUCAACACCGUCAGCAACUUCUUCAUGAACGCGCGGCGCCGCUGCAUGAACCGCUGGGCCGAGGAGCCCAGCACGGCCCCCGGGGGCCCCGCCGGCGCCGCGGCCACUUUCUCCAAGGCCUGAGGCGCCCCGGCCCGCGCCCUCCCUGCCUCCACGGCCUGGGCGCUGUGCCCCCGCGUCUCGUCCCCCCAUCCUGCCGGCCCGGAGCCCCGCCCCCCAGGGGGCACCCGGAGGGGGUGCCGUCCGGACCCCCCACCCCCCCCAGCCCAAGUGCACAAAACGGGCCCCCUCCUCCCUCCAUGCCAACCCCUCCAGGCCAAAGGAAGCCCUUCACCCCCCAGAGGGGAGGGGGUGACAGAAAGGGGUCCCCAGCCCCCUCUCCAUUCAGGCGCCCAGAGGGCCCCGAGAAAAUCCGGGGCUCCCUGUGUGGUCCCCGAAAGCGGGUCAAGAAGCACAUACUAGAAAUGUAAACGGGUAUUUGAAAAAGGAAUUUUUAGGAAUAACCCUCCUCCGCCAGCGCCCCUGCCCCAGAGGGAGGGGGAGAAACCUCCCUUCCCCACCCGCCGCCCCUUCCAAAGCCGCCAAAAUCCCACAUCAAGCCGGAUCCUUAGGCCCCCGCGCCCCCCAAAGCCAACCACGCCCGCGGGCAGGACGCCCCCCCCAGCGGCCAGGCCUCCUCGUGCCAAGAACCCGCUGCCUUAAAGUCUGGGGAGGGGCCUGCGGCGAGCGCCCUUCCCGCCCAUCCGGCCGCAGGGGGCGUGGCUCCCACGCGCGGGUCACGCCCAGGCGCCCCCCCCCC
This is a messenger RNA of Callithrix jacchus (white-tufted-ear marmoset), 2273 nucleotides long. It is a transcript of the gene ONECUT3, whose product is annotated as one cut homeobox 3. Gene Ontology annotation, biological process: regulation of transcription by RNA polymerase II. Gene Ontology annotation, molecular function: DNA-binding transcription factor activity, RNA polymerase II-specific; RNA polymerase II cis-regulatory region sequence-specific DNA binding. NCBI's taxonomy places the organism in Eukaryota, Metazoa, Chordata, Mammalia, Primates, Cebidae. Gene Ontology annotation, cellular component: nucleus. The record is from RefSeq and is a predicted model, not a curated record.